Messenger RNA from Trifolium pratense (red clover), 2236 nucleotides. RefSeq lists its product as uncharacterized. NCBI's taxonomy places the organism in Eukaryota, Viridiplantae, Streptophyta, Magnoliopsida, Fabales, Fabaceae. Bases 98 to 2077 code for a protein of 659 amino acids. The transcript is spliced from 2 exons. The record is from RefSeq and is a predicted model, not a curated record.
GCCCUUUUUCACGCCCUUUCACUUGAAUUGCGGUGGAAGGGUGGAUUUGAUAACUGUCGAAUUCACUGUCUUUUCGCUGCUUUUUCAGGUGUUCGAAAUGUCAGACACAGAGGAGGCUACGGGGAGCCAAGCGGCGUCAAAACAUAAGUUGGUCGACACAAUUACGGAUCCAGAGCUGGCCUGGAUUGCGCCCGAGCCGAGGGGCAUUGCUUCGACGAUUACUGCCCAGGAUCCCCGGCUCUUUACCAUCGUCGAGGAGGGUGGCCCGGUCAACUGGGAGGUUCAUAUACCUGCUGAGGGGGAGCGGAUUUGUUCGCCGUACACGGAAGGUGGAUUUACCAUGUACGAACUGGCGUUCAAGGAGAUGGGAUAUCGUUUGCCCUUCAACAACCUCGAAGCCGAGAUUUUUGGCCGGUUAAGGGUAGCUCCCUCCCAGCUUCAUCCAAACGCGUUGGCGUUCAUCCGGGCGUACCAGAUUCUUUGUCGAUAUCUGGAGGUGGAGGCCACUGUUUCUUUAUUCUUCUACAUCUUCAAAAUCCAGCGACAGAAGGUCGGGGACCAGCAAGGUUGGAUUUCCUUGAAGCAUCAAUCGAGCAAGAUAUUCAAGAUGUUCGUGGAGUCUGCUCGGGGUUUCAAGGAGAGAUACUACGUAGUGAGGCCGGUGACGGAGUUUGCUUUGAACUCUCUCUAUAUGGACAGGCCUGUGUUCCUUGAGGAUGGGUCUCCUCAGUUGGACGAGGAGGGAGAGCAGGUAACGGAGUGGAGCCUGCGUUUUCCGCUGUCAUGGUCGUCGGGGCAUUUCUUAUUGCGGACCGACGAGUACUUAACGGCUGGCGAGGACCUGUCCCCGGCAGAGAUGGCGGGCUUUGAGAAGCUGAAAGUGUAUGUGGAUGGCUUUAAGCCUUGCAAAGUUAUAACCAGCUUAGGGGAUGUUGCUUUGGAUAAGCAUGGCAAACCGAGGAUUGAACCUCGUUUUGUAAAUACCAGAUUAUUAUUGUCGUGCAGAACUGUUUCAGCCGAGGACACUCUCCUGGGUAGGAUGGCAGAUCUUGCUAGUGAGCUUAUGAGGAUAGCUGCUGAACAGAAGGGAGAGAAAGCUAGGAAAAAGGCGAGGAGGGCCAAGCCAACCAUUUUGAUGGGUGAUCAGGGUGCUUCGGGGAGCGUCUCACAAUCUUCGCCGGCGGGGAGCUCGGCUGGGACCCCGGGAGGUCGUGCAAAGAGGCAUCGGGAGGAACAGAUGACGCCUAUCGUCGACCUGUCGGAGGGGGACGGUGGCUUUGUCCUCCCCGCAUGUUUGAGCAACCGAAAAUUUUUUGAUACGAAUCCCCUCCAGGUGCCUGCGUCGGAGAAGAAUUACAUUCUGGGUGUUUCUUCAGCUGCCCGACAGAAUCAGCUGAAUGAGGAUAUUGCUGCUGUCAUCCGGCUGGCGGAGACAGCCUUGGUAUUGAACGAAGGGGGGCCAACUCUCGAGGCUGAGAAGCUGGCCGCUAAAAACAGGAAGCUGGAGGCUGAGAUUGCUUUGUUGGAAAAUGAUCUGCUCGACCUUAGGAGCAAGCAGGAAAAUUAUUUCAAGAAUAUGGAGGAGGCCCGACUUACCGCUGAGCAGCUGGAGAAGACGAACAAGGUGCUCGAGGACCUGAAAGUCAGCAGUGCCGAGCAGAGGGGUAAGCUGAUGGAAGAAGUGGCUAUGUUGCAAGCCAAGUGUGCCCCUCUUGAGGAUGAGAAGGAGGAAACUCUCAAGUUUGUAACUCGAGGAGACCUGGUGAAGGAAAUCAAAAGGCAAGGGGGCUUGAUGUUGGCGAGCAUGGUGCAUGGGUGGAAGAAUGCGAUCGCCCAACUCAGGGUUGUGAAUGCCGAGCAUGGCUUGAUUACUGAUGGCAUUCACAAGCUCAAACGGGUUGAGAACGGGCAGAUUGUUAUUCCUGAAGAGUAUAAGAAAAUGGCCCUUGAGGAGGAGAAGUACGAUGAAGAGGAAGGUGAUGGUGAAGACGAGGAGGAGGAGGAAGUUGAGGAGGAAGCUGUCGGGGAGGACCAGGCACAGGGGGGUAAUCCGGAGGGCCAUGAUGAGAGCACCUGAUCCUCCUCGACUGUCUUAUUUGGGCCUGCGCGCCGUUAACUUGUAAUUUUCUUUGUUUUUGAACAAUAUUUUUGGGGGCCUGCGUGCCCGGCUUUUGUAACAUUUGACAAAUGGGUUUUUAUGCCCGGUAAUUUAUAACAAUGGUGCCCGUUUUAUUUA